GGAGGAAUUUGGGGGCCAGAGACCCCAGGAAGCACGCAGGCGGGAGCAGGCAAGGGGCGGAGCCCCGGGCCGGGCCACGGUGGCCGUCAGAGGGUCUGUGGGGAGGCAGUGGCUUGACCCAAGUCAAGGAGGGAACUUCAGAUGGUAGCGCGCCACUCGCCACUCAAACAAUUUAACUUGACAUCGCAAGCUAGGCAGACUGGUACGACCUCCUGAGCUCAACAUCCAGCUGGUCCUGGGGAGACAGAGGCCAGCAGGUGUUCCUGUGGAAGAAGCCAGGACAAGGACUCCAGAAAACAUCUCCGGCAGUCUCUACAUGAUGUCGCUUCUCAGGACUCGAGGACCAACCACCCUACACCUCUGCAACAGAGAAGGCAGAAAUGGAGAUGCAAAGGCCAUCAUUGCUGUUCUGUCAUUAACCACUCUGUAGAAAUGUAUCUCCACCAGAAGGCGUGAACCACACCUAGGGGCGUGGAGUUCUCAGGGCCCCAAACCACUAACACCUUUAUCUGUCCCCUGGAGAGAAGGCAGAGCCAUGGCAUCAUACAGCUGCUGUUUGGCCCUCUUGGCUCUUGCCUGGCACUCCUCGGCCUAUGGGCCCGACCAGCGAGCCCAAAAGAAGGGGGACAUUAUCCUAGGAGGUCUCUUUCCUAUCCAUUUUGGAGUAGCUGCCAAAGAUCAAGAUCUGAAGUCGAGACCAGAGUCUGUGGAGUGCAUUAGGUAUAACUUCCGUGGAUUCCGAUGGUUACAAGCCAUGAUAUUUGCCAUAGAGGAGAUAAACAGCAGCCCCGCCCUUCUUCCCAACAUGACCCUGGGAUAUAGGAUAUUUGACACCUGUAACACUGUCUCCAAGGCGCUGGAGGCCACCUUGAGUUUUGUUGCCCAGAACAAAAUCGAUUCUUUGAACCUGGAUGAGUUCUGCAACUGCUCUGAGCACAUCCCUUCGACCAUCGCCGUGGUGGGAGCAACGGGCUCCGGUGUCUCCACAGCGGUAGCCAACCUGCUGGGACUUUUCUAUAUCCCCCAGGUGAGCUAUGCGUCCUCCAGCAGGCUCCUCAGCAAUAAGAAUCAGUUCAAAUCCUUCCUCCGCACCAUUCCCAAUGACGAACACCAGGCCACAGCGAUGGCUGACAUUAUCGAGUAUUUCCGUUGGAACUGGGUGGGCACAAUUGCAGCUGACGACGACUAUGGCAGGCCUGGCAUUGAGAAGUUCCGAGAGGAAGCGGAGGAGAGGGACAUCUGCAUCGAUUUCAGUGAGCUCAUCUCCCAGUACUCUGAUGAGGAAGAGAUCCAGCAGGUAGUGGAAGUGAUCCAGAACUCUACAGCCAAGGUCAUUGUCGUUUUCUCCAGUGGCCCAGACCUAGAACCCCUCAUUAAGGAGAUUGUGCGGCGUAACAUCACAGGCAGGAUCUGGCUGGCCAGCGAGGCUUGGGCCAGCUCCUCCCUGAUUGCUAUGCCUGAGUACUUCCAUGUAGUUGGGGGCACCAUUGGGUUCGGUCUGAAGGCUGGCCAGAUUCCAGGCUUCCGAGAAUUCCUACAGAAAGUCCAUCCCAGGAAGUCUGUCCACAAUGGUUUUGCCAAAGAGUUUUGGGAAGAAACAUUUAAUUGCCACCUGCAAGAAGGUGCCAAAGGCCCUUUACCGGUGGACACCUUUGUGAGAAGUCACGAGGAAGGUGGCAACAGGUUACUCAAUAGCUCCACUGCCUUCCGACCUCUCUGCACAGGGGAUGAGAAUAUCAACAGUGUGGAGACCCCUUACAUGGAUUACGAACAUUUACGGAUAUCCUACAACGUGUACUUAGCCGUCUACUCCAUUGCGCAUGCCCUGCAAGAUAUAUACACCUGCUUACCCGGAAGAGGGCUUUUCACCAAUGGGUCCUGUGCAGACAUCAAGAAGGUUGAGGCCUGGCAGGUCCUGAAGCACCUACGGCACCUGAACUUCACCAACAACAUGGGGGAACAGGUGACCUUCGAUGAGUGUGGUGACCUGGUGGGGAACUAUUCGAUCAUCAACUGGCACCUCUCCCCAGAGGAUGGCUCCAUUGUGUUCAAGGAGGUUGGGUACUACAACGUGUAUGCCAAGAAGGGAGAAAGACUCUUCAUCAAUGAGGAGAAGAUCUUGUGGAGUGGGUUCUCCAGAGAGGUGCCCUUCUCCAACUGCAGCAGAGACUGUCAGGCAGGGACCAGGAAGGGGAUCAUUGAGGGAGAGCCCACCUGCUGCUUUGAGUGUGUGGAGUGUCCUGACGGAGAGUACAGUGGUGAGACAGAUGCGAGUGCCUGUGACAAGUGCCCGGAUGACUUCUGGUCCAAUGAGAACCACACUUCCUGCAUUGCCAAGGAGAUCGAGUUUCUGGCUUGGACCGAGCCCUUUGGAAUCGCUCUCACUCUCUUUGCGGUGCUGGGCAUUUUCCUCACCGCCUUUGUGCUGGGCGUCUUCAUCAAGUUCCGAAACACACCCAUCGUCAAAGCCACCAACCGAGAGCUGUCCUACCUCCUGCUCUUCUCGCUACUCUGCUGCUUCUCCAGCUCCCUGUUCUUCAUUGGGGAGCCCCAGGACUGGACAUGCCGCCUGCGACAGCCCGCCUUCGGCAUCAGCUUCGUGCUCUGUAUCUCGUGCAUCUUGGUGAAGACCAAUCGUGUCCUCCUGGUAUUUGAGGCCAAAAUACCCACCAGCUUCCACCGGAAGUGGUGGGGACUCAACCUGCAGUUCCUGCUGGUUUUCCUCUGCACCUUCAUGCAGAUUGUCAUUUGCAUCAUCUGGCUCUACACGGCGCCCCCCUCCAGCUACCGCAACCACGAGCUGGAAGACGAGAUUAUCUUCAUCACGUGCCAUGAGGGCUCACUCAUGGCCCUCGGCUCCCUGAUCGGCUAUACCUGUCUGCUGGCUGCCAUCUGCUUCUUCUUUGCCUUCAAGUCCCGGAAGCUGCCAGAGAACUUCAACGAAGCCAAGUUCAUUACCUUCAGCAUGCUCAUCUUCUUCAUCGUCUGGAUCUCCUUCAUUCCAGCCUACGCCAGCACCUACGGCAAGUUUGUCUCUGCCGUAGAGGUGAUCGCCAUCCUGGCAGCCAGCUUUGGCUUGCUAGCCUGCAUCUUCUUCAACAAGGUCUACAUCAUCCUCUUCAAGCCUUCCCGGAACACCAUUGAGGAGGUGCGCUCCAGCACCGCGGCACAUGCUUUCAAAGUGGCAGCCCGUGCCACUCUACGCCGCCCCAACAUCUCCCGGAAGCGGUCCAGCAGCCUCGGAGGCUCCACUGGCUCGAUUCCCUCCUCCUCCAUCAGCAGCAAAAGCAACAGCGAAGACCGGUUCCCGCAGCCAGAGAGGCAGAAGCAACAGCAACCGCUGGCCCUGACCCAGCAAGAACAGCAGCAGCAGCCCCUGACUCUCCAGCCUCAGCAGCAACCGCAGCCACAGCAGCCGAGGUGCAAACAGAAGGUCAUCUUCGGCAGUGGCACGGUCACCUUCUCUCUGAGCUUUGACGAACCUCAGAAGAAUGCCAUGGCCCACAGGAACUCCAUGCGCCAGAACUCCCUGGAGGCCCAGAAGAGCAAUGACACCUUGAACAGGCACCAGGCCCUGCUUCCCCUACAAUGUGCAGAGGCGGACUCAGAAAUGACCAUUCAGGAAACGGGCUUGCAAGGGCCCAUGGUGGGGGACCACCAGCCAGAAAUGGAAAGCCCAGAUGAAAUGUCCCCAGCGCUGGUCAUGUCCACCUCUCGGAGCUUCGUCAUUAGCGGAGGAGGUAGCUCUGUGACGGAAAACAUACUACACUCCUAAUGGAGGGAAAGGUUAUCAAGUUGAGAGUUUUUCUUAGAGUCCCAGGAAAAAAGGAUGGAUCCUUCCUUCCCUCCCAGGAAGCCAGGAAGAGUAGGGUACAUCAAAGCCUGUACUCAGUGGCACUGCUUUCAGUGACAAUAAACUGACUGGUGUGCUCCUUAAAGUUAGAAGAGCCAUGUUUUGGGGUCGUUUUCUAGAGCUCAGUGUCAUACCCAGGUUGCUGAAGUCUUUUUCUCUGCUCCAUCCACCAGCAACUCAGAUGAAAGCAAGGCUCUAAGCCAUCCACCUGCUUCCCUCUAAAAAUGCUUAUGUCUAGAAAUGCCUACCCCGAGAUUCCAUGGAUAGCAUGAUCCGAAACCCAGUCCAGAUAUAGACCGAUGGGACAUCAGAUCUGCCACCACUAGAGGUGAGUCUGGAAGCCAGAUAGUCACCAGGACUGUCUAUCACAUUGACAGUGGACAGAACUUUACGUGUUCAAGACAUCAGGCAGGCGUGUCCUCUUCUAUUUAUAAAGACCUUAAGAAGGAUGGUCUUUUUAUCCUCCCUGUUGCUGCUAUUGUGUGACAUCUAUUCCAUCUGCAUCCUUCCUGUGGCAUCAUGUCUGGAUGUGUCCAGAAUCUAAAGGCAAUGCCACGUUUAGCUCUUCGGAUCGUAAGCAUCAGCUUUAAGCACUGGGAAAGGACUGACUAAAUCCAAUGAGCUGUCUCUGUAACUUAAUAUUGCUGUACAUAGCUUAAUCCCUAAGAAAAUGCUUCUGUUGUAAUGGUCCGUGGGCAAUUAGAAACUGAAAAAUGUCACAGUCUGGAUUCUAUAAGGCAGUAUUAUUGAGUUCUGUUUUCCUUUCCCAUCCUAUACCCUCAUCCUGGUGAACAGAGCCUAUGUGGUCCCUACCAAGACUGCAUGACUCUAAUCACACCCCAAGCCCCAUCCCUGAGCUACAGGCUUUAUGAAGCCGAAUCCUGACCUGGCUCUAUUGAGAAUAAGCUCCCAGAAGAAAGUCUUGGUUCCCCGUGAAUGCCACAGUUCCCUUAGCAGUGAAAUUAAUGUGUCCACUGGCCACUGCUAGGAACUCAGACUCUGGACAACAGAGACCAAGGUUCAGGCUCUGGCUUGGUCACUGAUAAGAUGGGUAGUUAUAAGGUAGAAACCAUAGCCUCUUUAAGCCCAGGCUUCUUUGAGUGUAAAGUAGGGAGUUACAGUUCUUUUCCAUGGAGCUCUCAGAUGAGUUAAGAAAGCAUGUGUGCAUCAUACCUUAGCACAGUGUCUAACACAUCAUACACAUUUAGUGCUAGUAAAUAUGAUUCGUGAUAUAGUAGCUACUAGUUUCCACUUGCUUAGACUAUGCCAUAGCUUGGACUGUGAAGCUAAAGGUCCUCAUGCCAACAGAUCUGUCCCUAGAGUGACCCUCUUUGAAGGUCUUGGUGCCUUCAAGAGGUGGGACUUAGUAGGACAUUGUUCAGUCAUGGGAGGUGUGCCUUUGAAGGGAGUUAUGGGACUCUGGCCCCAUUCCCUUUCUCUUCUCUUUUCUGGCCAUAAGAUGAACAGUUUUCUCUGACACAGGAUGACACAUCAUUGCCACCCAGUGCCCCACAAGAGAGCAUGGACCAGAACCUCCAAAAACAAAGGAUCAAGAUUUACCUUUUCUCUCUCUAAUUAUCUGAAGUACUUUAUUACAGUGAGAGAAAGCUGACUAACCCAGAAGAUAAAGCAAAAAUCUUACUAAGCAUACAGAUUUUAAUGUCUAAUCCACUGAUCACAAUAACUUUCUCCAGAAUAAGUCCCAAACUUCUGAGUCCCAGGUCAAGAUGUCAGCAGGAGCCAAAUCUUACCCCCCAAAACCCCAGUGUUUAGCUUCUGUGGCAACAGUACCACUUCCAGCACCAUCACUGGUUAACAAGUGUCAGAGCAGAUUCCACCAAGCCAAGCCACGCACAUGCCAAGACCAAGGUGUAAGAACGUAAAGUCAUCAGUGGUCUAAGAUUCACAGCCCAUGGUGGGUCUUCCUCUGACCACUUCCUCGUGAGGAUUUUUAAGGUAAUGGUUGGCAUUAUGACCAUGAAGAUGAUGAUGAACUGCUACAAGAGUGUGCAGUAGAGAGUCGGCCCUGUCCCAGAACAAGAAACUGUCCCUAUGAACCACCAACACUCCAGCUAGAAAGGGCACAGCCUGUCAGAGCCUGCUGCCUUCUGUUGACAGCCUCUGAGCAAGGCAGUGAGCUAAGUAAGGAUUUACUUUUAACAUUUCACUUGGCCAAUAAAUAAAUACAUAAUUAAAUAUAUAAAUAAAUAAGUAAAUAAGUAACAAAAUUGCAGCCAAAAGUUUAGUGGCUUUUCAAAAGCAUGUCACAAAACUGUGUGGAAAUAACUUCAGUAAAGUAUCCACACAUUCCUCCUUACUGGUCUGAUUUCUAUGCACAUCACCCCAUCUUCUGCAAAUAGUCUCCUCAUGCCAUGAUUUAAAAAGAAAGAAAGGAAGAAAAAUGAGGAUCAGCAAGGAAAACAUUGCACUAAGUGUUCAUUUUGCCGGGGGCUUGCACAUCAAGUAAUGUCUUUGAACGCCCUCAUCAGAAAGGUAGAUAGGAAUUCUCAUUGUCUCUAUAGCAACCUAACAUUUAUCUCAAAUUCCUAUUUGGCCAGCAACCAAAGCUAUAGUUAAGUCAAAUUAGGGGUUUUCCCUGGAAAUCCAGAGUUUUCUGAUUCACGUUAUAUUUUUAGGUAUCAGUUAAGAAGUUGUUGGGUUUUUUUUCUUCCUCUUUCCAGGUGAGUUGUAUCAUAAAUGAGGUGAGGGUCUUCAAUCAGGGGCAGAUCCUCUUAGCGUUCCUGAAGCCAUCUUGUCCAGAUCUCAGUAAUUGUGUCUCCAUGCUGGCUUCCUGCAAUGUAUCUGUGGCAAUCCACUUUUUGUUACUGUAACAGAACAACCAAGCAGACUAACUUUAUAGAGAAAAGAGGUUUGUUUAACUCAUACUUAUGCUGGUUCAAGAACCAAGACCAUAAAUCGCCGUUGGAAGGGAGAGAUGACACCUCAAAAUAGGAAGUGAGAGGGUGAUUCAGGAGUCAGCUUUACUCUUAUAACAACUUAAUCUUGAGACUCCACAGUCCCCAUAAGAACUACUUUAAUUCCUCAAAGAGCAGAUGCCUCAUUAACCUAAAGUCCUUCCACAAGGCUCCAAGUCCCAGUGCCACCACACUAGGAUGCGUUAGGGUGCCAAGCUCCUAACGCAUGGACCCCCUGGGAAAUUAUAUCUAAACUACAGAAACAUCAGAUCUCCAUCAGCGGGAUCUGUGGUGGUUUCCAUGGAUGAAUCACUGUCUCAGACCACUGGCCCUUCCUAGGCCUGCAAGCUCUCUCAGCUUCCUCUAGGCCCAUCCUAGGGACCAGGAAACUCUAUGAGCUCUUACAGAGGUUAUCCCCUCACUGCUGCUGCCCAACCAUGUCAAUGAAGAGACUUCCUGUACAUUAGCGGGGAUACAGAGCACCCGUGAGUGAGAAAUGGGGUAAAAUAUUGACAAACCUGUGUGGACCUGCGCACUAGACAGAAUAACAUUCAGCCAAAGAUGCCAAGAGUUGUGACCCCAGAGCCCAUGAUUGUGUCAAAGUAAUGGUGAUCUCAGAUGCUCAUUAAAUGAAGAUUCCUUCUGAUUACCCAUGAGCUAAGAAACCGCAGAACAAUCAGUGUCAGGUGGCACAAUGGGAGGAAGACUCCUCAGACCAUCCACCCUCCUUGGCUUUGUAUGUGGAAGGAAAGGACAGGCAAAGGGAUGCAGGUUGUUCCUAGAAGCUGGACAAAGUGAGAAUCCUGAUUUUCCCUGGGAGUCUCCAGGAAGAAAUGCAGAGCUGGGGCACCUUGGCCUCAGCCCAGUGAGACCCUUGGAGGACUUCUGACCUCUGGAACUGUAAGAUAAUAAACUUGUGUUGUUUUAACUCA
This is a messenger RNA of Mastomys coucha (southern multimammate mouse), 7700 nucleotides long. RefSeq names its product calcium sensing receptor (gene Casr). The transcript has 7 exons. Gene Ontology annotation, molecular function: G protein-coupled receptor activity; calcium ion binding. Gene Ontology annotation, cellular component: membrane. Lineage: Eukaryota; Metazoa; Chordata; Mammalia; Rodentia; Muridae. Bases 536 to 3775 code for a protein of 1079 amino acids. Gene Ontology annotation, biological process: detection of calcium ion; regulation of calcium ion transport; G protein-coupled receptor signaling pathway. The record is from RefSeq and is a predicted model, not a curated record.